CCCCCACCCCACUUUCAGAGGCUCCCUGGAAACGGGGGAGGCUCAAUUCCCCCACAGUUCUCCUCCCCAGCGCAGUUAAAACAUAAUUUCGAUACUUAUCCCCAGAAGCCUAUUUGCGACUACAAUAACAUCCAGGACGCCCGCCCGGCAGGCAGCACGCUAGCCUGGCUCUUUUCGAGUCUUCAACUUUGCACGCCGAGGUUACCGCUGUCUGCCUGCCUGCCUGGUGUUUGCUGCCCGAGCCUCACGCUCAUUCUCUUAUUGUGAUCGUCGGCUCCCGAGCAGCUGUCAAACGCAUCGUUUCGCAGCACUUGAUCCGAACCCGGCUGCCUCCAAGACAUGGUCUUGGGCAACCGUGGGUGGGCAGGGAGGGAGAUUAUUUUAUUUCGUUAUGAGGAGUGAAGAAACGGAGACGUGAGGACCGCAGUUCACUAGCGGCGGUGAUGAAGACAAAAUUGAACAUCUACAACAUGCAGUUGCUGCUUUUUGUUUUCUUGGUGUGGGACCCUGCCAGGUUGGUGCUGGCUAACAUCCAAGAAGAUGAGGCUAAAAAUAACAUUACCAUCUUUACGAGAAUUCUUGACAGACUUCUGGAUGGUUACGAUAAUCGGCUUAGACCAGGACUGGGAGACAGUAUUACUGAAGUCUUCACUAACAUCUACGUGACCAGUUUUGGCCCUGUCUCAGAUACAGAUAUGGAAUAUACAAUUGAUGUUUUCUUUCGACAAAAGUGGAAAGAUGAACGUUUAAAAUUUAAAGGUCCGAUGAACAUCCUUCGACUCAACAAUUUAAUGGCUAGCAAAAUCUGGACUCCAGAUACCUUUUUUCACAAUGGGAAAAAAUCAGUAGCUCAUAAUAUGACAAUGCCAAAUAAGUUGCUUCGAAUCCAGGAUGAUGGGACUCUGCUGUAUACAAUGAGGCUUACAGUUCAAGCUGAAUGCCCAAUGCACUUGGAGGAUUUCCCAAUGGAUGCUCAUUCGUGUCCUCUGAAAUUUGGCAGCUAUGCAUAUACAACUUCAGAGGUCACUUAUAUUUGGACUUACAAUGCAUCUGAUUCAGUACAGGUUGCUCCUGAUGGCUCUAGGUUAAAUCAGUAUGACCUUCUGGGCCAAUCAAUUGGAAAGGAGACAAUUAAAUCCAGUACAGGUGAAUACACUGUAAUGACAGCUCAUUUCCACUUGAAAAGAAAAAUUGGGUAUUUUGUGAUUCAGACAUAUCUGCCUUGUAUCAUGACUGUCAUUCUCUCCCAAGUUUCAUUCUGGCUUAACAGAGAAUCUGUGCCUGCAAGAACUGUGUUUGGAGUAACAACUGUCCUAACAAUGACAACUCUAAGCAUCAGUGCUCGGAAUUCUCUCCCCAAAGUGGCUUAUGCGACUGCCAUGGACUGGUUUAUUGCUGUUUGUUAUGCAUUUGUGUUCUCUGCCCUAAUUGAGUUUGCAACUGUUAAUUACUUCACCAAAAGAGGAUGGGCUUGGGAUGGGAAGAGUGUAGUAAAUGACAAGUCCCCUUCAAUAAAAGCUGAAGGCAUUACAUUAACAUACAACUCAGUGAAAGCAAUUCUUCAAGGAGCUAAGCUAAUAUGGUCCAAGUAUAUAGCUUUCUCAUGGCCCAAUUUAUUCCAAGAAAAGACUUUAGAGUACUUAGAGAAGUGGAUGGACUGUUUAACCUUCAAACAAUCUUCUAAAAAAGAAAAGGCCUCUGUUAUGAUACAGAACAAUGCUUAUGCAGUGGCUGUUGCCAAUUAUGCCCCGAAUCUUUCAAAAGAUCCAGUUCUCUCCACCAUCUCCAAGAGCGCAACCACGCCAGAACCCAACAAGAAGCCGGAAAACAAGCCAGCUGAAGCCAAGAAAACUUUUAACAGUGUUAGCAAAAUUGACAGAAUGUCCAGAAUAGUUUUUCCAGUUUUGUUUGGUACAUUUAAUUUAGUUUAUUGGGCUACAUAUUUAAACAGAGAACCUGUAUUAGGGGUCAGUCCUUGAAUCGAGACCCAUAUUAUCUUUGGGAUGUAUAGCAACAUUAAAUUUUGUUUGUUUUGCUAUGUACAGUCUGACUAAUAACUGCUAAUUUGUGAGCCAACAUGUACAGUAUGUAUAUAGUGAUACAGCUUACCAGUAGACCUUUAAUGGAGACAUGCAUUUGCUAUCUCAUGGAACUGCAGACAGAAAGCACUCCAUGCCAAAAGAGUCAUUGCCUUUUUCCAAGAUUUACCCUUGGACCUAAUUUUAAGUGAAUUUCAGAUGACCUGAUUUAUUUCCUAUCCUUCUAAUAGAGAUGAAAAUGGGAAUCCUGUACAACCCUUUAUGGACCCUUAUGGAUUAGCUCUUAAGUAGGGGUAUUUUCUACUGUUGCUUAGUUAUGAUGGAAGACAACAUUGUCAUUCAUAGAUGAAUUCUUCUACGUAACGGAACAUUGUAUCUGCAACAUCAUCUCCCUUCAUGAGUGCUCAGAACGCCUGCUAAUGUAAUUGGAAGCUUGGCACAUAUAAGAAAAACUAGAGAUUUGAAAUCAGCUUUUAAUUACUCUGUAUAGAAUCUAUAGCCAUGUACAUAUUUCAGCAUGACAAAUUCAAAUAAUUAUGAGUCCGCCCGACAGGUUGUUAAUUAUGCCUAUGAUUUAAUAACUAUUGGAAUGUCAUGGUCAUUACAUUUUUAGCUUCAGAGUUUAUUUGAAACUAAUAAUUGAAAUCCUAUAAUUUAUUUCAGUCAUUGGAAGCUACCUUAAUUAAAAAAAAAAAAGAAAAUAAAUGUGUCUUACUCUUUCCAGGUAUGUGUUGUAUUGAAAUUGAUCAGCUAAAUUUUAUUGGUGCUGGACACUGAAAAAAGCAUCCAGUUUGGUUGCUGUGGAGCAACAUGCAUAUUGGAUUAGAAAAUUGUGCCAAAAACUCCCGCAGAUGAGAAUUCAUAGGUGUCCCACACUACGAUGAGCACUUAUAUGAUUCUCCUCUUUCCUGUUUACUGCAAAUUCUGCCUUAAAGCUUCUUUUCAAGACUCAGAAGCCACUAAUUAUAAAGGAAAGGGCAGUUAAUUGGCACAUUUUUCUGUUGUGAAAGCAGUUCUUUCAGUUAAGAAUUAAUGUAAAUCUGCUUUUGUAAAUUGCAACUUUAAAUUUCGCUGACUCAAGUUUACAACAGCUUUGUAUACCAGAAGAGAUUUUGGUAAGUGUUGAACAUUUUUACACUGCAACUUUAAAACAUCACCAAUAGAUUGUGGAUUAUUUCACAUACACAAACAUAAACACACACACACACGCACACACACACACACACACACACAAACACAGCUAAAUUAAAAACCACAAUUUUUAAUUUUAUAUAAUUACUAUUAAUGGGUAAAAUUCAUUUUUCUUUUAAUAUUUUAAAAUAUUAUUUACACCCCUGAAAUAUGCUAAUAAAAUUUAAAAAUUGUGUAUAUUCCUAGAUUCAAAGUUUUUGGCAAACCUCAAGUACUUUUGAUUGACAUGUACAUUAGCAGUUAUUAGUUGACUUUUACUAUUAGAUGCACCUUUACAAUGGUGUUUUUGUAGAAACAUAAGUAGUCAAAUAGUGACAUUUCUUGCAGUUUUGUACAGUAUUUGAGUGUAGUGCAUAAAUAGGUAUGUUCAUAAAAUCAAUAAAAGGAAUAUCUGUGGAAAUAAGCAAAAUCUCAACAAAAUUGCUAUUCCUUUGCCUCAUUUAAUUUUUUUAAAUUUUAUUUGUUUCAGUGUGAUUCUAUUAUAUGUUUUGCAUGAUUGUAUAAUACCAAGGUCACAAAUGCAUCUUAUUAACGGAAUUUGCCAAGAAGACAGUCUUGGCAUUAAAAAUUCCCUCUCAAAAGGUAACCCAUAAUCCUUAAUAAAAUAAAAUUGUUAUAUGAGCCAAUAAAUGUAUUUCUUUAAUUCCCUUCCAGUAACACCUUCUUUGUCACCUAGUUUUAAAAUGUGCACUUUAUUUAUACAUUGAAACAGAAGAUAUCCUGUUAUACAUUUAAAUAUAGCAUAGCUCUUCUGUGUAGUUUAGGGACGUUUGAAAUUGUAUGAGAAAGUACACAAUGCUUGAAAGUAAGCAAUGAAAUUGCUUUAUGUGAUAUGCAUUAUUAGACACGUUAAAAAUAUUUUUCUUGUAAAGUCCACAUUGCCCCUUUAAUGUCUGACUAUGAAUUAUAAAUUUAUAAAUAUGUGAAUAUGUAAAAAUCAUUGUAAAUAACAGUUUCUGUAUGACCACAGAAAAGAUUCAUCUAUACUUUAGGCAAAGAGCUGCUAUUAUGUUGAUGGCACUAGUUUUGUUAGCAUUUAAGAUUGACCAGGAAACUUAUUAUUGUUAUUCUUCUUUUUAAUUUCAGUUGUUAAAAUUUUAUUUGAGUGCAAUGGCAUUCUGACAGUUUAGAUUUUUCGGUAAUGUGGAUCAGGAUUCUCUGUAAUUUCACUAGAGAUGCUUCAUGGAAAUUGCUUUUGAAUUAUAGAACAAGAUUUUCAACAAUUAUUCUCCUUUCCAUGAACCAAUUUAAAAACAAAUUAAAAGAAUGUUAAUUUAUCACAAUAAGACCAAUUUUUCAGGAAAUACAUUUUACAUAUACUAACACUGAUCUCUUUGGCCCAUAAUAUUAUGCCUAUUUUAUGCAGUUAUAUAAUCACAUAAAGUGUUAUGGUAUGUACAAAAUGUAGAUAAAUACAUGUACAUAUAUAGAAAUAUAAUCCAUUAUUUUAUAGCCACUACUCUGAUUCAGCUAAUAUUUAUUCAAAAAUAUUUUUACCUCCUCUGCCAUGCCCUGAAAUUUGUGUUAAUAUCACUCAUGUAACAUCCACUGCAUUUAGUUGAAACUUUAAGUACAUCUCAAUCUUUUAAUGACUUGAAAUUAAAGACUAUAUAAAACAUUUAAAUUAACUAAGUACUGGGAGUUCUUUAAUGAGCUAUGAUACCACUAGUGUGCUAACGUGGUAGCUGUUUUUCUCUUCUCUCCUGUUCAUAUUCCUAUAUGUUUUAUUAUGAAAUGGAACAAAUAGAAAUAUUUAACAAUUUUUUAAAAACUUUAGUGAUUUUAUUAAGUGCCAAUCUUAAGGUUUAGAAAUCUAUUCAGGGAUUUCUUUGUUUUGAAUUGAUCUCAGGUUUGGAUAAGUGGUCUCCUUGAGCUGUGUUUCUAAAUUUUUUUCUUAAAUAGUUCAUAGUUUAUUUUUAAAAACAACACAGAAGCUAUGAUUUCACUCUCAUUUUUUUUGGUAAGUAUAUUUUGGCAAAUAUAUCUCGGGGGAGAUAGAUAUACAAUUGCAUUUAUGUGGCUCUUUUGGAAUUCCUGGUUGAGGGACAGGAAUCUUGCCAUGAUAUGAUCAUGGAUUCUAGAAGAGCACCAAAGUUUUAGAAGUACUUUACUUUGUCAUGGCCUGUCAUCAUUCCAAUGAAAGAAUAAAGGAAAUUGCUCAAGUCGCCUUCUGCAUUGUCAUGGUUCUUCAGCAUGACAAAAAAAAAUUGUUUAAUAUAUUCUAUGCCUAAUAUCCUCAGAUACAUGUCUGUGAAACAUAGACAUAUAUAUUUACUUACUUGGAAAUACAAAGUCAUGUUAAUGGAUUACGAAACAGAUUAUUUGUGUUAUUAGUCUCCUGACUCACCUACAUUCAUCUGGAUAUUUUUGAAGCAAUGGCCAAAAUUUUAAUCAUAUGAAAAGAUACAGAAUUUUAAGUGAAUUAGUACCUGGUCCAUUGCUACCCUGUAGUGCCAUUUAUUUUCCAUUUAACUGAGGUCCCAUAGGCACCUUGUGCUUCCCCUUUAUUAGUUCAAAGUGUGCAGAAGUGUAAAAUUUUAACUGGGGAGGGAUGCAGUUAUUUUUGACAUCUGAAUGGUUAAGAAACAUGGAUACUAUAUUAAAACCACUUAUAAUAGAGUGGACCAGACAGUUAUAGUUUUAUCUACUGAAUUCAUGCUUUAAAAAUGAAAGUAAAUAUUUAAUAUAAUUAUUUAAUAUUCAUAUUUUGCUAUUAAAAUUUAUAUUAUAUAUAUUAAUAUUUUUCAGCAGUAUUUAAAAGUUCAGAGUAUUGGAGAGAAGAACCCACAGGAAAUGUGAGGCUGUUGCUUAUUAAACCAAGUGAAGCAUAUUUUCCUUUUUAAAAUUCUGAGAAAGUAGAUAAAUUAUACAUAUGUAGACACACAAAUAUUUUAAGAGUCUUUAUUCUAUUUUAGAUAAAUUAUACAUAUGUAGACACACAAAUAUUUUAAGAGUCAUUAUUCUAUUGUAGUAAGCAUCAUAAUUAAAAUACUGAAGUAGAGAAAGUUCAUGUGAAAGACAUUUGGGAAGGCAAUAACUUAUUCAAAAUCUACUUGUAAAUAUUAUAUAUCGUAACUUUGUUUUUUGCUAAAAUUCUUAAUUAUGAACAUAUAUAGACCACUGUGUCCUCCAUCUUGUUUAGUUGAAAUAUUCUAUUUUUGUUUGUUUAUAUAUGAAGAACAAUGUGUACCAGUAAUUAUACAUCCCACCUCAAACUACUUGAUGAUGUAUUUAAUACAUAACAUUACCUAAUAUUGCCAAUAGGAAAGAACAAUUAACAGAUUUAUGUUUCAGCUUACAGUAAUGUUCCCAAAGACCUUCUAAUAAGGUCUUAGCUGUAUGUGUCAGUGAUGUAUGUAUGUUUGUGAGUGUGUAUGUGUGUCAUUCCUAGGUAUGUAUGGAAGAAUAUUUUAAGAAACUUGAAUAAAUGUAUGAAAUCUAAAAAAUUUGUUUUAUUAAUGGAUCCAAUCAUAAAUUCAGUUAUUAAACUAAAAAUUAACUUGACCAAUAGAAUACCUUUUUCAGUAAAUCCAUAACAAGCUUAUUAAUUAGAAUUAGGUUUGAAGUAUGCAUAUGAUUAAAAAUAUCUUUUCUAUGUUUCUGUAAACAUUUUUCCAAUGUAUUUCUAGUUUUUUUUAAAGAUAAAAUUCAAAAUGAUCUUGCAAUUCUGCUUUGUGAAAUAAAACAGAAACAUCUUUGAAUGCUAAUUUUCUCAAUGGAGGCUUAUAUAAGCUGUUUUAAAAGUUAAACAUCUGGUUAUAUACAAAUACAAAGUCAUCUAUAUUCAAUACUGGUUUGUUUUAUACCUUACUUUUUGAAUUGCAAUGAUUCUGAGUAUAAUUAUUAGGAAGCCCAUCACAUACUAGUCAAUGUUCUAAGCUUUUUAUACAUAUUAGUUCAUUCAGUCCUCACAACAGCCAUAAUCACUGUGUGAUUCUUGAAGUUCUGGAAAUCUAGAAUUUCUAUAUAGUACAUCAACAUACCAGUUUACAUAUAUUAUAAGAAAAGUAAAAAAAAAAAAAAAAAGAAAAAAGAAAAAAUCUGUGUUUUUCUUUAAUUCAUAUUUAUAUUUAUGCCUUUUGGGGAAUAUCCAUACAGUAAGGAAGCCAAUAGAUGCUUUUCUAUGCAACAAAACAAACAAGCAAACAACAAGUAAAAACAAACAGUAGACAAGAAAACUGUACUAUACAGAAAGCAAGUACCCAUUUUAGUGAUGCUAGCUAUUUGCUAACUUUGUUACAAUUUAGUUUCUGAGAAUAUAUUGCAGUUUUCUUUUUUAGUUCACAAGUAAUGAUCAUGUAUUAAAAAUGGUUAAUAUUGAUUAAGCAAAAGUAAGCACUGCCUUCAUUUUUUUUUCUUGUUUUGUCGGUUUUAUUUGUUGUUAGAGAAAUUUGUUUUUAUUUGCCGUAUUGUUGGACUUCAAGGAUUGGACUACAAGGAUUAUCUAUUGAUUUCAUCAAACAUUUUGUUGUAAAUUACUAUUAAAAGAAUGAGGCCUGAAUUGAUCCCAAUAGAUGCAAUUGGUGGGACUGUUAAGUGUGGAAUUAACUUACUAGGUUUGAAAAUGUCAGUUUUCCAUGCUUCUUUUUAGAAGAAUUCACCAUAACAUGAUGCCAAAAUACAAAUCUAUAUUAUUGGCUAUAUAUGAAUAUUUCCAACAAAGUUUAUUUUUAAAAACACUGAUGCUAAGAAAGCAAGUAGGAAAUUGCAGAAUUACUUUAGAAAUAUUAGUUAUAGAUUGUUCACAAUUUAUUUUUAACGACUAUGUUGAAACAAUUGGCUGUGCUUUGCAUUUAGCAUAAUAUGUAAAAACGUGUAGUGUACAAUUAGAAAGACAUAAAACUCAAUUAUUGAGCGAAAAUUUUCAUGAUUUAAACUUUGCCAUCCACAGAUAAGUCCUGAUUGCUUGUUAACCUUGGGUGCUUGCACUACACUUGAUUUUAAGAUUGUUGGUGUCCUAAUCAUUUUCAAGAUUUUCCUGAGCAGAUACAAAUUCAGGUUUUGGUGUCCUUCAAAUUGAGAAACAUCACCUUUCAUGAAAUGUUUCCAGUAGACAUGAUGUGGGUGAAAACUUUUAAAAAUGUCGUAUUUAUUGCUAAAUUUGAACAGAAAAUAAAAGGAAUGAAAAAAUUUCCCCUUGCUGCAAAUUAAUAAUGCAGUCACAUGCGUAGAGAAUGUGAGGAAGCUCCAACACUAAACUUUGAUAUUCACAUUAUAUGAAAUUUGAAAUUUUCUGGGUGACAGUAUACUUAUAUGGUAGUUUUCCUGGUUCAAGAAAAUAACUCAAGGACUAACAACAUUUGUAACUAUGACCUUGUUGUAAUUGGGAAGAGCCACUAGUUUCUCAUAUGACCUUCAUUGAAUAUGUCAUGCUUGCUGUUUAAAAAAUUCCUAACUAAUCACAUGCAAAUUAAUGCUAAACAUAUUUUUUGUACUUAUUAAAAUAAUUUAAAUAUAUUUGAUCUGAAAA
Molecule: messenger RNA, 8700 nt
Organism: Sapajus apella (tufted capuchin)
Lineage: Eukaryota; Metazoa; Chordata; Mammalia; Primates; Cebidae
Gene: GABRA2
Product: gamma-aminobutyric acid type A receptor subunit alpha2
Exons: 11
Coding region: 444-1979 (511 amino acids)
Biological process (GO): regulation of postsynaptic membrane potential; gamma-aminobutyric acid signaling pathway; signal transduction
Cellular component (GO): synapse; neuron projection; dendrite membrane
Molecular function (GO): transmitter-gated monoatomic ion channel activity involved in regulation of postsynaptic membrane potential; GABA-gated chloride ion channel activity; GABA-A receptor activity
Source: RefSeq, a predicted model, not a curated record